CAUUAUAUUUAAUUACAGAGUAAAUACCAAUGCAAUAAUUAACGUACACGUACUCAAUAGGUAUAUGUAUAUAUUUUUCAAAGAAAGAACGUAAACAUAAACAUAAAGACUAGAGAGUAACUUUUGUGAAAGUGUGCUUUUGUAUGUCUAGUCAACAGCUAGCAAAUAUAAAGAAUUUACUUGGGUUGUGAAAGCACCAUACAUGGUCUAUUUCCCCUGUUUUUAAAACAGAGGAUCUCACUUUGUGUUUUUUUUCACUAAAGAAAGAAUGGAGAGUUUCAGGAUAUUUGGGUGUUUUACCAGAAAGUUUGUGAAGGCGGAGUUACAGCCGCCUUCGGAUAUCAAGCAAUUCUUUGACAAAUACGCCGAAUGUGGGCCCCAAAUGACGGCGGAACACCUCCAGAAGUUGAUGAUCGAGGUGCAAGGUGAAUCCAAGGCGACGACAUUAGCCGACGCAGAGAAGAUUAUUGAAGAGAUCAAGUCAAGAAGAAAGCACCCUCACAUGCCUAUUUUCAGUAACACUGCUAGAAAAACUCUAAGUCUUGAUGAGUUUUUCUCUUAUCUUUUCUCAACUGAUCUUAAUCCGCCUAUUAACCCUCAGGUUCAUCAAGAUAUGAACGCUCCAAUAUCCCAUUAUUUCAUAUACACAGGCCAUAAUUCAUACUUAACAGGCAAUCAAAUCAGUAGCGAUUGCAGCGAUGUUCCGAUCAUUCAAGCAUUACAGAGAGGUGUAAGAGUUAUUGAGCUUGAUCUUUGGCCUACUCCUAACAAACAAGAUGUUCAUGUUUUGCAUGGAAAGACUCUUACAACUCCAGUGGAUCUUCUCAAAUGUCUGAAAUCCAUUAAAGAAUAUGCAUUUUGUGCAUCUCCUUAUCCUGUGAUUUUGACUCUCGAAGAUCAUCUCAAUCCAACUCUACAAGCGAAAGUAGCAGAAAUGAUUAUUCAAGUUUUCGAGGAUAUGUUGUUCUACCCCGAAACUGAGAUUUUAAAGGAUUUCCCUUCCCCUGAAGAAUUGAAGUAUAAGGUUCUCGUAUCAACAAAACCUCCCAAGGAGUAUCUUACUGCCGAAAAUGCCAAAAAUAGCAGUGGUAGCAAGGAGCCUUCUAUUGAAGAACAAGAGUUUAAGGCCAACAAUGAGAAAAGUGGAAAUGGAAAUAGUGUUGAACGAGAAGUGUGUGACUACGACGACCCUUCGCUGCAAGAAAGACCGGCCGAGUAUAAGAAAAUGAUAACGAUUCCGGGUAUAAAAAGGGGUGAAUUGAAGGAGUCACUUAAGGUGGAUCCUAUUAAGGUCAGCCGUCUGAGUUGGAGUGAGCAACUUCUAGCAAAGGCAACCACUUCUCAUGGAACUCGUAUCAUAAGGUACACCCAGAAAAAUAUUCUGAGGAUUUUCCCUAAGGUUACGCGGUUCAACUCUUCCAAUUACGAGCCUAUUCUUGGUUGGAUGUAUGGUGCUCAAAUGGUUGCGUUUAACAUGCAGGGCCAUGGAAAACAACUUUGGUUGAUGCAUGGGAUGUUUAGAGCCAAUGGAGGCUGUGGUUAUGUAAAAAAGCCUGAUUUUCUUUUGAAUUCAGGUCCUGAUGACCAAGUUUUUGAUCCAAAAGCAGAUUCAUCAAUCAAGACAACAUUAAAGGUGAAAGUAUACAUUGGAGAUGGGUGGCGCGAAGAUUUCAGACAAACUCAUUUUGACACAUUUUCACCACCAGAUUUCUAUGUUAAGGUAGGCAUAGCUGGAGCGCCAGCAGAUAAACUGAUGAAGAAAACAAAGGUGAUAGAGGAUCACUGGAGACCGGCUUGGAACGAAGAGUUCAGUUUUCCUUUAACAGUUCCUGAACUAGCUUUGCUGAGAAUCGAAGUUCAUGAAUAUGAUACAACUGAUAAGGAUGAUUUUGGUGGGCAGAGUUGCUUGCCUGUCCGAGAAUUGAAACCAGGGAUUCAUGCAGUCCCCCUUUAUAAUUACAAAGGCGAGAAAUAUGCUUCUGUUAAGCUUUUGAUGCAGUUUAUAUUCGCGUAAAUAUACCUAUACAUACUGUGAGUAUUUUGUUCAUGAGAUGGUGUCCUUAUGUAUCAUUUGUGAGCAUGUACCUCUUUUGAUCUCCUUGAAGUUUUGUAAUAUGUGUAAAAUUUUGGCUUCAUUCCGGGGUUUACGAUGAGAUGAUUAAACUAUAGUACAGAACAAAUGAGCAAUAAAUAAAGGCUUUGUUUUGUCAAUCAAGAUU
Molecule: messenger RNA, 2219 nt
Organism: Chenopodium quinoa (quinoa)
Lineage: Eukaryota; Viridiplantae; Streptophyta; Magnoliopsida; Caryophyllales; Amaranthaceae
Product: phosphoinositide phospholipase C 6-like
Exons: 9
Coding region: 269-2014 (581 amino acids)
Biological process (GO): phosphatidylinositol-mediated signaling; lipid metabolic process
Molecular function (GO): phosphatidylinositol-4,5-bisphosphate phospholipase C activity
Source: RefSeq, a predicted model, not a curated record